Messenger RNA from Populus euphratica (Euphrates poplar), 2196 nucleotides. RefSeq lists its product as uncharacterized. The record is from RefSeq and is a predicted model, not a curated record. The coding region runs from base 243 to 1802 and encodes 519 amino acids. The transcript has 10 exons. NCBI's taxonomy places the organism in Eukaryota, Viridiplantae, Streptophyta, Magnoliopsida, Malpighiales, Salicaceae. Gene Ontology annotation, cellular component: cytoplasm; trans-Golgi network; endosome.
GAAAUUACUAGAUCUUUUUGAACAAGGGAAGUGAUUAAUUGAGAAAUUACUUGUAAAUAAAGGAUUUAAAAUCAAACCAAGUUCACACGUAAAUCAAAGAAAUACUCCAAUCGACAUCUGCUCUGCUCUCUCAAGCCAUCACUGGACAACGUCCUUUUUCUUCUUCCGCAUUUCUCUUAUAAUAAUUAUAAAUAAUUAAAAAAGAAACCAUCUGAUCUGCAAUUAUCCUUUCAAUUCAAUCGAUGAGGAGAAGAUUAGGGCACCACAGGCAGCACGGGAAGCAAGGAGGAGGAGGAGGAUUAUUAGCCAAACUAUCGAUUGCAGUCCUUUUUCUCUUGAUCUGCUCUCUUUCUUUACUCUCCGCUCCAUUUACUCCUAACACUAACGGAUCCACCGCACCAUCUCAGAUAAGUGUAGAAGAACUAUGGAAAAGUGCGAAUUCGGGUGGGUGGAAGCCGUCAUCGGCUCCACGAUCUAAGUGGCCACCUCCUCCAAAGGAGACCAAUGGAUAUCUCCGUGUUCGUUGUAAUGGCGGUUUGAAUCAGCAAAGAAGCGCGAUUUGUAAUGCUGUUCUUGCUGCAAGAAUCAUGAACGCGACACUUGUUUUGCCUGAGUUGGAUGCAAACUCCUUCUGGCAUGAUGACAGUGGAUUUCAUGGCCUCUAUGAUGUUGAGCAUUUUAUCCAGUCACUGAGAUUUGAUGUACAAAUUGUGGAAAGAAUUCCAGAAAUUCAUAAAAAUGGGAAAACCAAGAAGAUUAAAGCUUUUCAGUUGCGCCCCCCUAGAGAUGCUCCCAUUAGUUGGUAUACAAUUGAUGCUCUGAAGAAAAUGAAGGAACAUGGAGCCAUUUAUCUAAGUCCAUUUUCACAUCGUUUAGCUGAAGAAAUUGACAACCCUGAGUAUCAACGGUUAAGGUGCAGGGUUAACUAUCAUGCUUUAAGAUUUAAACCGCAUAUUAUGAAGUUAAGUGAGUCAAUAGUUGAUAAACUACGCGCACAAGGUCACUUCAUGGCUAUACACCUCCGUUUUGAGAUGGACAUGCUGUCAUUUGCUGGGUGCUUUGACAUAUUUACCUCUGCAGAACAAAAAAUAUUGAAAAAGUAUCGGAAGGAAAAUUUUGCUGAUAAAACACUCAUUUAUAAAGAAAGAAGGGCCAUUGGAAAAUGUCCACUAACUCCAGAAGAGGUUGGUCUUAUCUUACGUGCCAUGGGGUUCAACAAUUCCACCAGGAUAUACCUAGCAGCUGGCGAACUGUUUGGUGGAGAGCGGUUUAUGACACCAUUUAGGGCCCUAUUCCCUCGCCUUGAGAAUCACAGUUCUGUUGAUGCCAGUGAGGAACUGGCUACGAACUCUCAGGGAUUGAUAGGAUCUGCUGUGGAUUACAUGGUUUGUCUUCUUGCUGACAUAUUUAUGCCAACUUAUGAUGGACCAAGCAACUUUGCCAACAAUCUCCUGGGUCACCGUCUGUAUUAUGGCUUUCGAACAAAUAUUAGACCUGACAGGAAAGGCCUUGCCCCAGUUUUUAUUGCUCGAGAGAAUGGAAGGACAGCUGGUUUUGAAGAAGCUGUUAGGCAUGUUAUGCUCAAAACAAACUUUGGUGGCCCCCACAAACGGAUCUCACCCGAGUCAUUUUAUACGAAUUCUUGGCCGGAAUGUUUUUGUCAAAUGGAAACACAGAAUCCUGCUCAUAAAUGCCCAUCAGAGAAUGUCAUGCAAAAUUUGCAUAGCCAAUUAGUGAGUGAAAACAUCGACGUGGAACAAUACAACCGAUCAGAUUCAACAAUAUCCUUGGCAGAAAGAUAGGAGCUGUCUUGUAUAUUUUUAGUAGUUAUUUACUUCCCCAGUACUGUACUACAAAUUGGAGCUAGGGGUCCAGCAACUAUAUUGAGUCUUUCAGGAUCUCAGGAUAUCAGAUGAUAGCUGAUUCUUGGUUCCCCUCUUUCCAGAGAUCAGCUUACCAAUCCAUGUAAAAUCUAUUGGAUGCUGCAGGUUCAUGCUACUCAGGUUUAAAUGACAAUGAUUCAUUACAGGGAGGAAGAAGGCACAUUAUCUACAAAUAUACUAGUCAAGUACAUGAAUCUGAUUGAUUUUUGCAGCUUGUAUUCAUUUACACUUGCUAAUACACUGGAAGACGUCUGAUUGAAUGUACAACAUUUUUCUUGCUGUGAGUAAUUACUGGCAAUCUAGCCAUAGCGAA